GGCCCACGCCGUCCGUGGUCACGAGGCAACGUCCCAGCUGAGCUGCAGCCAAUAAUGUUCCCAUCUACACGGCGCGCGAACCGCACGCGCACGCACCUCAGUGUCGUCUGCUUCUUGCAUGCGUUUCCGUUUUGGGACUUCAGCUGCAGCAUGUGUGGGAGAGUUCGAAAAUGAGACACCGCAGCGACUUCAAGGCAAAAAAGACUUGUUUCUGUGCCUUCAGGAGAAGUGAACCAUGAAGGGGCAGUUGUUUCGUGGUUAAACAACAAGCCGCUGUUUGUUUGGGACGACACCAUUGUAAGCUAAUCUAACAACUUACAACAUCCGCUGGAAUGACUAAUCGGAGAAUCAUUGCACAGUGAACAUCCUCCACGUCACCGAUCCACACUACUCCCCACCUGUCCACAACACGUCACCACUCCACACUACUUCCCACCUGACCAGAAAAGCGAGAACAUGAUAACCUCAGCUUGAAUUAUCGACAGUGGUGAGACUAGGAAUACGUGCGUGCCAGACAUGAUUAAGCAGAAGCCAGUCAUGCAAGUCCUUCGUUUCCAGCCCCAGAGAGAACCCAAGCUGAAGUAGUUUGAUCAUCACGGAAGCUGUCCAGGCUUUGACACUCUGCGCAUGAUCUGGCCUCGUGCAAGAUUUCGAACUGAAAAGAAGUGUCUUGCACGCUCACAUGCUGCGUAUCCUGCAGAGAGCUUGACCUCGAUGACCUGAGCAGUGGCUUCUCCAUUCGAUCAGCAGAUGCCCUGUCCCAGAUCCGACUCUGACCGGCUUCAAAGCAGAUGUCAUCGCCAUCGAUGAAGAUGCUGAGAACCACGAACUUAUAUCUCAUUGUUUCUACUUAGACUGUCGUCGUUGUCGUCGUUGUCGUCGUCGUCAGAGAGUGUGAAGGACGAGUGAGAAUGCGUCUGCAGCGCCUUUCCUCCCCCGGAGUGGAGUCGUCUUCUUGCUUGAGGCCGUUGGCGUUGUUGUGGUUCCUGCUCGCUGCUACAGCAUCUUCAGAUGCGCCGCCUAGAGACGAGGCUUUGACAGACGAGCAACGCCUGCUGAACGUUCUCCGUGUGAACUAUGACCCCGCGGUGCGACCUGUCUUCGACGCCAGACAGACCGUCGUCAUCCACCUCGGCAUAACGCUGACUCAGAUUAUUGACGUGGACGAGAAAAAUCAAGUUCUUACAACCAAUGUUUGGCUCGAUCAGGAGUGGGUGGAUCAAAAACUUAAAUGGAACACGUCUGAUUUUGCCAACAUUACCAUUCUACGCAUACCAUGUGACCUCAUCUGGUUGCCGGACAUUGUCCUGUACAACAGUGUGGAGAACCAUAACAAAGGGUACAUGAAGUCGCUGGCCAUGGUGGAGCACAACGGGAAAGUCUUCUGGCCGCCCAUAGUACGCAUGCGCAGCUCCUGCAAGAUGGACAUCACCUACUUCCCUUUUGAUGAUCAGAUUUGUACCCUAAAGCUGGGAUCCUGGGCAUAUGAUGGACUGCAGGUGGACGUGACGAACCGGACCGUCAACAUCGACCUGUCCAACUACGUGGACAACGGCGAGUGGCAGCUGAUGGACACUAGGAUCGUCCGCAACGUCAAGUACUACCAGUGUUGUCCUGAACCGUUCCCCGAUGUCGUCUUCUACCUGCACAUCCGGCGUCGAAUCCUGUACUACCUGCUCAACGUCAUCAUCCCCUGCAUGCUGCUCUCCAGCCUGUCCUUGACCGGCUUCUUGCUGCCGCCGGACAGCGGCGAGAAGGUGACCCUGGGCUUGACCGUGCUGCUGGCAUUCUCUGUCUUCAUGUUGCUGGUGGCCGAGAACAUGCCCCCCACUUCAGAGUAUGUCCCUCUCGUCGGUAUCUACCUGACGGUGAUAAUGGCGAUGAGCGCGCUGUCGGUGGCGUUGUCAGUCUUCGUUCUCAAUUGUCACCACCGUGGCGCAAUGCUUCACCGUCCCCAUCCCAUCGUCCGCUUGGUGGCGCUGGCUAUCGCGCGCAUGAUGUGCAUGUCCCUGCGCUACCUGAACAAGGGCCCCUACCGCAGGUGUGCCAGCAACAACCUGACCUCCCCUUGCGGCAGACAGCCUUCUUCCAUCUUCGGUCACACGACCUCAUCUUCCUACCUGGAGAACGGCCUCCACGAGCUGAACUCCCCCACCGAUAACGAGGAGGAAUGCAACGACCAACACCACCAACACCACCAACACCAACAGCAACAACACGUCAUUCAUCAGCAUUACCAGCAUCAGAACCACCACAACCACAACAACCAGAGCUGUCUCAGCCAACACAAUAACAUUCAGCAGCACCGGCAACAUGUGAUCGACCUGGGCCUCAACGGCCUGGUUGGGGACUGGAGCAGACCCGCCGACGGCACAGCCCCCUCCACCGCCAACAGCCAGCACACCGGAAACGGAGGCGGAGUAGGCGGGACCCCGCAGGCAUGCGCGGGGAGAACAGAGCGCGAGAUCCUCCUGUACCUACGGGCGGUGCUGGAAGCACAUGAGCGAGGCAAGCUAGAGCGCGUGGCGGUCUGUGAAUGGCAGGAGGUGGCGCGGGUCAUGGACAAACUCUUCUUCUGGAUCUUCGUCAUUGUCACCUUCAGUCUCGACCGUCGUUCUGCUGGUCAUCUCGCCCAUGACAAAGAACGUCAACGUGCACGAACAGUGAGGACGUCAGUGUGCUUCAUUCAUGACCAUAAAACGUCAUCGUACCAAAACAAUGACGUCGUUCAAGCCCCAUCAUUCACCGCGGUGUUGUUUGCCAAGCCUGCCAGAAGACCUCUGAUCCCUUUGCACUUGUCCUUACUGUUCGCUGCUGCCGCUCACGCUAACCUUUACCAGAAUGUCGUCGUCCUCGUCGAGACAUCGUCUCGUUCAUCUCUGGGUCGUGCUGUUGAUCGGCACGUCGUAUUCGGGGUCAUCUGGAAAAUGCAUCUCAGAGUGAAACAAGAGUUGACCCAUGUGUACCUUGUGCGACAUAGCUUCCUUCCAGUAAGUAAGAGAAUGGGGGUUGAUACCAAAGGUUGUGGCCAAGCUUCUGCUAUGAAUCGAAAAGCUGCUGAAGAAUUUCAUGGUCGACUUGCACUGUCCUCUUCCGAUCAUCACUCAUUGACCUUUGUCUUUCGUCAUGAAGUGCUUACUCGAGGUCGUUAUUAAGUGGAACAACACUUAACAGUUUUGCACCAACACUGAAAACUAUAUCGUAUGACGACUGCACAUAAACAGAAUUAUGUAUAUUAUACGAAUAUAAGUUACAAAGUCAGUAUUUGGACCGACAAGUUAUCUUCAUUAUAAACUUUUGAACAAAACUUUCUUUCUGUAUGAGAGAAGAUUCGUUGUGCUUAAUAUAGAUGCAAACAAAAAUUGCUCUCGAGAAACAAAAGGUUCAUCAAAAUCUUUUUAUCAAACUCUUAGACUAAUUGCAGUAAUAAUGUUUCCUAAAAUUUGAAUCACUAUAACCCCUAUUUCCUUUCCAGAUAGAACAUACUCAGGCAAAGAAAGAGAUCGACACUCAUUAAUACAGGAAUACACUUAUUUAAGGCGCUUAAUUAAGUCCUGGCUUGAUAAAAGCAUUCGCAACAUCCGGUCUCGCUGGUUCUACCAUCCACAACGUAAGCUUAUCAAGUAGAUUCCUGGUACCAGAGGACUUUUUUGACCUCUAUGAGCGGAUGAUUGUAAUCUUGAGACCAUGAUGAGGUUAUUUACUCUAAUUUCUGGACAUGCGAACACAGUCAACUAGAAAAAAGUGCAUAUAUCUGACAAAAGUCUUCCUCGGGGGAACAAAACUGCUCUUGUGAACCUACAGCCAAAAAGAGUUAUGUAAAGACGACAGAGGGGUAUGAAUUUCAUCUCACGUGUGUAACCUUUAAUCUUCUGACGAUCCAAACAAUAUCACAUUUUCAUUUUGUUUUGAUCUGCUAUAACGAUAAAAUUCGUUAAUCGUCCUAAAAAAAAAAGCCCACAACAUCGACAUAAGCACCACAAGACAAUUUAAAUUUUUUCUCAUCUCUCGAGUGUAAACCGGUGUGUAGUAUUUUUUUCAUUUGUGUUGUGAGAACUGCCAUCAUUUCCUCACAAUGUAUUCAUUCAGGACCUGUUCCUGGCCACAUAUAUAAUGCAUGAACGUAGCUAGAACUGCCAGUCAUUGCACCAUAGACUGGAUAAACAAAGUGUAUCACCAAACUGCGAAGAGUGCGAUGGUUGCGAGGACAACAAUGUCGUUACGGUUCACUGUUGCCGAGAAAGUCUAUGAGACAUAGUAUAAGACACAAAGCCAUUGCACCUUUUCUAACAGUUUGCACGUCUAACGUUUCCUUAAUGUUGAAUUUUGUGACAGAAAAAUACCGAUGAGACAUCGACUGUGUGCGAAAGCGACUCCACUUGACGAUAACAGAGAAAAUAAGUCGAGAAGCUAAUAUUUGGUGAAGAAACACUGCUGACUUAUUUCUGUAUAUGGCGAUAAAAACAAGCCACUGAGCUGACAGUAUGGUUAUAAUUUCAACUGCCAGGUGUGUCAAGGUCGCUACACGAGUGAAAAAAAAGUAUUUAAACAAACAUAAAGACAAACAAAAAGCUAAUAAACUACCCACUCCCGAAAAAUAAACAAAACAAAGCCGGUUCUUGUGAUGUUUUGUUCUUGUACAUCGAAAAAGUGCCAUAAGACCUUCGUACUUCCAGCAGGUGUAAAGUCCAGCUAAUCAAAGUCCCCCGAAUUCUUUGUGGUUCAUUUCCGACCCCAUUAUAUGCGGCUGAUUUUUCUGCUUACACUUGCUGGGGUGAGAACACAGGACCCUACUCCAAUCUUGUUUGUUGAGGGCGCGGGUAUUAGGAUACAGCAGCUUUUUCUGGAUUCAUUGUUCUUCGUGGAGUGUUCAUUAAAAGCGCUGUCUUGCUUAC
This is a messenger RNA of Pomacea canaliculata, 4895 nucleotides long. RefSeq names its product neuronal acetylcholine receptor subunit alpha-2-like. Gene Ontology annotation, molecular function: acetylcholine-gated monoatomic cation-selective channel activity; transmembrane signaling receptor activity. The transcript is spliced from 9 exons. NCBI's taxonomy places the organism in Eukaryota, Metazoa, Mollusca, Gastropoda, Architaenioglossa, Ampullariidae. Gene Ontology annotation, biological process: regulation of membrane potential; signal transduction; nervous system process. The coding region runs from base 912 to 3155 and encodes 747 amino acids. Gene Ontology annotation, cellular component: synapse; neuron projection; postsynaptic membrane. The record is from RefSeq and is a predicted model, not a curated record.